UUCUUCUGGCAUCGAGAUUCCAAGAAAAGUGCUUCCAACAAACAAACGAAUCCCAAGACUCUGGCUCAUUGUGACAGCGUGGGAACGUCGUCGACUCAAUCCUCACCGACACCGACGGAAAGAAUUCCCCUGUGGUCUCGGCUUUCCUCGUCGCAUCACAAGAAAAAACCGGACAGUCUCGCCGGAAAAUUCUCUACGUUACCGCAUACCAAGUCAAACGGCGUCAAUCACAUCAUCAAAACGCCCAGCAAAGACGACGAUAAGCAAAGAAAGGACGGUGAUGUGAAAAAGGAUUCCCCGCCUCCUUACGCGGAAUCCGAUACGAAAAGCAAUGACACCUCGAAACCCUGUUCCCCGGUCGCUCGGCCACAGGUGCAAACCCCAACCAAGCAACAAGAACCCGCAAAAAAGGCGUCCAAGUCCCGCAAGUUUCUCAUUUUCUCCAAGUCCAACAAAAGCUCCGUCAGUAAAGACCCCGUCGUGGUGGUGGGUAGCACUCCGACCCCAGAACCCAGCAAGGAAGUCAGUGUGACUUCGCCGAAAACAUCCCUGGAUUCCGACAAGCCGGAAGAAGUGACGGAGGUGAAACCGGAAGAGACGAGUGUUGAACCACAUUCCCCUGAUGAUAAUACUGAAGAAGCAAAAAUGGAGGAUUUGCCGGAAAAGCCUUCGAAUGUCGCCGAAAUUGCAGUGACCUAAACAGAAAUACGAAAUGCGUGUUUGUGAAGUGUUUGUUCAGAAAGCAAGAUGAGAAACUUGAAAAGCAAGUUGAUCCGAAGCCAAAAAAGCUUUGGUGAGUUCUAAGAGCUCAGCAUGUCCUCAAAUGAGUGAGUUCUUAAAAAAAUGUAGGGCAGAUAUAAAGUUAAAUUGCAAUACUAGAGAAUGUUUUUCUUGUUUUUCUGUUUUUUUUCUUGAAUCUCAGAGAUGGACAGAACGAAGAACUUUUCGAGUUAUAGUUCCUAUAGAGGAAAGUCGAAGCAAAAAAAAAACUCUUCGAGUGAUUUUUUGAACGUCGUCUCAAAAGAGGUUCCGCAAUUGCCUUUUUUUCCUUGAGUUUUGUGUAGGAAAAUGAAAGCAAAGAAAUUAUAGCUCAUGGAAAGAGGUGUCAGUGGAUUGAUUGUUUAUGAAAAGACCCAGACGGCAUGAGAUCGUAUUUUUAGACAUUACUCUUUCACGACGGUUUUCUUGAUCGAUCAAUCGAAUUAUUUGUUUCCAUUCGUAUCUUACUUUGUGCUCAUUUCCCGGCGUGUUUCCAUUUUAUUUGAUACGUUUUGUUUCAACGUUCUUACUUUGCAAUUGACAUGCAGUGAGGGGUAAUUUUUCCAGUUUUUUGGCAGGAAAAAUCAAAUUUUUGUGUGUGGUUUCUUUGUUUUGGGUGUGCACUGGAAAGAAAGCCUGGGGAAUGGAAUGUUGGUCGUUGGGAGCCGAGUUUAGUAAAUAACGCUCAUAUUGAAAAAUG
Molecule: messenger RNA, 1459 nt
Organism: Notodromas monacha
Lineage: Eukaryota; Metazoa; Arthropoda; Ostracoda; Podocopida; Cyprididae
Source: the annotation of a GenBank genome assembly